Molecule: messenger RNA, 783 nt
Organism: Grus americana (Whooping crane)
Lineage: Eukaryota; Metazoa; Chordata; Aves; Gruiformes; Gruidae
Product: SUN domain-containing protein 3-like
Exons: 7
Coding region: 1-783 (260 amino acids)
Biological process (GO): nuclear envelope organization
Cellular component (GO): meiotic nuclear membrane microtubule tethering complex; nuclear envelope
Molecular function (GO): protein-membrane adaptor activity
Source: RefSeq, a predicted model, not a curated record
AUGCGGGAGCUCAAGGAGACGGUGGCUCAGGUGUCUGAUGCGAAGGGGAACAUAGUGCAGGCAGUGAGCGAGGUCCUUGAAGACCAUGGUGUCCAAGAGGAGAAGAGAGAGGAAAUUCUGCGGUUGGCCCAGGCGGCAAUUGAGAAGGCCCUUGACGACUCCAUCCAGAUGCGUGACUGGGCUCUGGAAGCCUUAGGUGCCACCAUUGAUGAGAAGAGGACAUCCAAGAGUUAUGGUGGGCAAGGCAAGAAGACCUGGUGGCUUUUUCCAUUCGCCUUCUCUUCUGCAAACCCUCCAGAGACAAUCUUGCAGCUCCGUAUUGCCCCGGGCAGCUGCUGGGCUUUCCAAGGAUCUCGAGGCCACGUGGUCGUCCGUCUGCCUGAGCCAGUCUGGCCAACGGCUUUCACCAUCUGGCAUAUCUCCGAGGCAGUCUCUCCUUCCGGGGAGGUCAGCAGCGCCCCCAAAGAGUUUGCUGUCUCCGGAGCGGAUGAGGCAACGGCAGAAACGCUCCUGGGGACGUUCACCUACGACGUGCACAAGGAGAUCGCUCAGACAUUCCAUGUGCAGAAGGAGCUUCCCCGGACCUUUCGCUACAUCACACUCCGGGUGCACAGCAACUGGGGAAACCCAGAGUACACCUGUGUCUACCGAGUACAGGUUCACGGGAAGACGAUCGCCAUCCUCAUCGUGGUUGUGCUGAAGGGAGACAUCCUUGACUGGGUCCUGCCACCAAAGCUGGCGGCCGCCUUUGGGAGCCGCCCAGCGAGGUCCCAGCUCUUCUGA